AUGGACCCACCCACGGUUCCUUCAACCCGGUUAGAGGUAGACGUAGACCUGGGAUUUGUUUUGUUCUUUUUCUCGCUCCUCUGUUUCUUCUUGUUGGUGACCAUAGUGCGCUGUGCCCAGAUGGUGCUGGAUCCUUACAGCGCUAUCUCCACUACAACUUAUCAAGAGGAGCAAACGGAGGACUCAUGA
This is a messenger RNA of Periophthalmus magnuspinnatus, 189 nucleotides long. Its product is annotated as cortexin domain-containing 1 protein-like. The record is from RefSeq and is a predicted model, not a curated record. Lineage: Eukaryota; Metazoa; Chordata; Actinopteri; Gobiiformes; Gobiidae. The transcript has a single exon. The coding region runs from base 1 to 189 and encodes 62 amino acids.